This is a messenger RNA of Phialemonium atrogriseum, 1104 nucleotides long. RefSeq names its product kinase-like domain-containing protein. Gene Ontology annotation, biological process: intracellular signal transduction; protein phosphorylation. Gene Ontology annotation, cellular component: cytoplasm; nucleus. The record is from RefSeq and is a predicted model, not a curated record. The transcript is spliced from 2 exons. Gene Ontology annotation, molecular function: ATP binding; protein serine/threonine kinase activity. The coding region runs from base 103 to 1074 and encodes 323 amino acids. Lineage: Eukaryota; Fungi; Ascomycota; Sordariomycetes; Cephalothecales; Cephalothecaceae.
GCGGUCAAAGUCGGCACAGCAGGAUCAAACCCUAAAGAGGCUGAUACCCUCGAUUUUCUUGACGCGCCCUCCCCUGCCCUCCUUGCCCGUCCCGGUGCGGGAAUGAUACCCUCGGUCAAAGAUAGAUUCGUCCUCUACAGUCCCAAUGGCGCCCACCCUUGCUAUGUAACGAACCCCGCAAGGUGUAGUAUUUCCGGUGCGAAAGACGGAUCAUACAAUCGCCUGUUCCAAGCCAGUACGGCUCGCUCGCUCAUCGUACAGCUGGUCCUCGCUGUCGAGUACAUCCACGCCAGAGGAAUUGUUCAUGGUGACCUCCACCUCGGUAACGUCCUCCUUGGCCUUCCAGACAACCUUGACCAGCUCUCAAUCGAGCAGGUAUACAAAAAAUACGGCGCACCUGCUUCGGAGCCGGUUGUUCGACUUGACGGCCAGCCACUUGAACCCGGCGUCCCAUCCACCACCUCCCCUCCAGUCUGGCUCGGAAAACCCUCCGAGGAAUUCUCCUCUUCAGGAUCCAGAGUCCUCCUCAGCGAUUUCGGAGAGGCCUACUCACCCUCAACAGAGCCUCGACACCACUCCCACGCCCCCAUAUCCUUCGUGCCCCCCGAAGCCAUCUUCGAGCCAGAACGAGGCCUGUCCUUCUCGUCAGACACCUGGACUCUCGCGUGCGCCGCGUGGGCGAUACUCGGGCAGCGGCAGUUGUUCGAGGACAUCCUCGCCACGCAGGACGACGUCACAGCCGAGCAGGUCGAUGUCUUGGGGAAGUUGCCUCUGGCGUGGUGGGAGAGGUGGGAAGCGAGACACGAGUAUUUCGAUGAGGAGGGGAAGCCGAACCGGGACCGCCAUGUCAGGUCUUGGGAGGGCAGGUUUCAGAGGCAUAUCCAACGGCCGCGAAAGGAGGCUGGAAUCCCUGGGUUUGAGGAAGAGGAGAAGGCUGCUGUUUUGGAUAUGUUGCGGUCGAUGUUGGCUUUUGCGCCGGAGCAGCGGUUGACGGCAGGGGGUGUUUUGGAGUGUGAGUGGAUGGUGAAAUGGGCGUUGCCAGACUUCGAGAAGUCUCACAGCAUGUCAACGUGAAGCCGGAGACAAGGUUGAGAAGCACUCUGA